AUGGAGGCUCUGGAGCAGUUCUUCAGUUUUGUUGGGGUGCUGGUGUGCCUGAUCUCCCUGGUGAAAUGUGUGAGAUUCGCCCAAUAUGUUUUUCUGCACUUUUGGAAACCUUCACCAAGGUCUUACUUGCAGUCAAUGGGACAGUGGGCAGUGAUCACUGGAGCAGGAGAUGGAAUUGGUAAAGAGUACUCCUUUGAGCUAGCUAAACAUGGACUCAAUGUUGUGCUUAUCAGCCGGACACUGGAAAAACUACAAGCAAUUGCCAUGGAAAUUGAGCGGACUACUGGGAGCAGUGUGAAGAUUAUACAAGCAGAUUUUACCAAAGAUGACAUAUAUAAGAAUAUUAAAGAAAACCUUAAGGGCUUAGAAAUUGGAAUUUUAGUCAACAAUGUUGGAAUGCUUCCAAAUCUUCUCCCAAGCUAUUUCCUUAAUGCACCAGAUGAAAUCCAGAGUCUCAUCCAUUGUAAUAUCACCUCAGUCGUCAAGGUAUACUGUUUGCUUAUUUGUACCUUUAGGCGCAAAGGACUCAUUUUGAACAUUUCUUCUGGAGCAGCUCUCUUUCCUUGGCCUCUGUACUCCAUGUACUCAGCUUCCAAGGCUUUUGUGUGCACGUUUUCCAAGGCACUCCAAGCAGAAUAUAAAGGAAAAGGAAUCCUUAUACAGGUGCUGACCCCAUAUGCGAUAUCAACCUCGAUGACAAAGCAUCUAAAUCCUAACAUAAUAACCAAGACUGCCAAUGAGUUUGUUAAAGAAUCACUGAAUUAUGUUACAACAGGAGAUGAAAACUGUGGCUGCCUUGCCCAUGAGAUCUUGGCAUGUUUCCUGCGCCUCAUCCCGUCGUGGGCAUUCUACAGCAGGACCUUUCAAAUGUUCCUCCUGACUCAGUACACGGAUUACCUACGGCAGAAUGUCAACGUAAAGCAAAACUUCUAUAAGUAG
Messenger RNA from Echinops telfairi (small Madagascar hedgehog), 939 nucleotides. RefSeq names its product hydroxysteroid 17-beta dehydrogenase 3 (gene HSD17B3). Gene Ontology annotation, molecular function: oxidoreductase activity. Gene Ontology annotation, cellular component: endoplasmic reticulum. Lineage: Eukaryota; Metazoa; Chordata; Mammalia; Afrosoricida; Tenrecidae. The record is from RefSeq and is a predicted model, not a curated record. Bases 1 to 939 code for a protein of 312 amino acids. The transcript is spliced from 10 exons.